Messenger RNA from Tilletiopsis washingtonensis, 1769 nucleotides. RefSeq lists its product as hypothetical. The coding region runs from base 142 to 1545 and encodes 467 amino acids. The record is from RefSeq and is a predicted model, not a curated record. Lineage: Eukaryota; Fungi; Basidiomycota; Exobasidiomycetes; Entylomatales. The transcript has a single exon.
GCGCGUGGCAGCAUGUCAGCCUGCGUUUGCGUCUGAGCCUCGAGGCGAGGACAUCACUGACCCGCCCUGUCAGAGGUACAACGCGACCCAAACGCCGAAGCGCACCAUAUUCUAGCAUGCGCCACGCUGCGUCUAACAUACAUGCGGCCUUUCGUGCUGCCCUCCACCACCGAGGAGCCGACGCCUUCAGCUGUCAAGCAGCGCGCCGCCGCCGGGCCCUAUUCGCGCACGCAUCGCAGUCUGCGCGCCGGCAACUCGUGGUACCAAGCCAAGGCUGAGCGUGCGCCCGAAGCGUACGCUGAGGCCGAGAAUCGGAUGCGUGAAGGCGCGAGGAGAAGAGCUUUGAUGCUCGGCGAGAAGCUCGAGGACGAGUCAGGGUCGAGCAAGGUGGCCGAUGCGUAUCAGAAGCCGAGCAAAGUCGUGCCGGAGUAUGACGAGGAAGAAGAGACGAGUCGCAGAGAGCAGAAGGCUAGAGUCGCUCGGGCGAUGGGCUACGAUCUCGUCGAUGCACCGAUGCUCUCGCUUAAGGGCAAGGAGAGGCAACGCGAGGAUGUCGAGGAGACCUCGCAUCGACGGCUGAAGAGCUCGAUGAAGGCGGAACCGGCAUCGAUCAAGCAGCACAGUGCAGCGCAUCGCCCAUCCGCUCGCGAGCUCGCCAUCGAGCGCGAGCUGAACGCUACGUCGUCGAAGCCCGACUUGAUCGACUUGACGCUGCCAUCGCCGCCUUCAGCGUCCAGCAAGCCCGCUCGGUCAUCCGUUGCCGCAUCGCCGUCGAUGUCUCGCAGCAUCUUACCGCGCGCACGCAGCUCACGUCGCACGAACGACGUCACGCCCACGCAGCUCGCGAGUCUACAAUCUGCUGUCUCGCUGUCUCGAGCGAGCCUGAGCGAUCCCACAAGCUCAUGCUACGGCAAUCGUCAGCGCGCCAGCGUCAUGACCUCGCCGUCUGCUGAUCGACGACUGCGGCCUCACAAGUCGUUGCCGGACAGCAAGAUGAGCGAAGGUCUCUUUCGCUUGCAUGUGCAUCAGCACAUCAUGACGCACUUCGCUGCUCCGACUGCGAGUGAUGGCAGCACCUCAUGGACCGAGUCGGAGCCAGACGACUACCUGGUUCUCCAGCCGGCUCACCAGAGGAAGCCUUCCUGCCCCGCUUUCACCGCUGCAGCCUUGACGGAGGACACUGCGCUCAGCGGAAUGGCCGAACGAGUCGUGCGCGUGCUUCUGCGGCGUAAGGCCGUCUCUGCCACCUUCUCGACACCAGCGCAAGCUACAGCGCCAAGCGACGGCGCAGCCCUGCGAGCGAGAGCAACGCGACUUUUUGACUGGACGCUCAAGCAGCUCGUUGCUGAAGGCACACUCGAGCAGAUCUCCCUGGCGGCCGAGAGCGCUCGCGCGAGUGCGUCGCCGGCUGAUAAGCUCGACGUGCAAGUGGGCGGUGGCGUCAAGCGAAGACUGGCUUGCAUCGACUCGAGCAGCAGAAAGAGUCAGCGUCUCGCCGUCUCUGCGUAUCGUCUGGUCUCAAGCAGCGCCUCCACCACCGCCUAAUUCACUCAGCCCCCUCUGCCUCUCACUGCACCCUGUACCAACACUGCACACGCACUCUCGAGCCCAUUGUACAUCACCCAUGCACUUUCAUUUCUCAUCGCGCUCUCUUCUCGCAGGCACACGGCGCCAGGCUAGAGUGACAGGGAGGAGCAGGGAGCAGCGUGACGACAAAAGGCACGAGUGGCCUGCAGAGUUGAGGGACACGGGAACAGUGAGGGGCGCAA